Messenger RNA from Amborella trichopoda, 4068 nucleotides. RefSeq names its product Mitochondrial substrate carrier family protein. The record is from RefSeq and is a predicted model, not a curated record. Lineage: Eukaryota; Viridiplantae; Streptophyta; Magnoliopsida; Amborellales; Amborellaceae.
AUCUACUAUCACAUUGAAGAUUACAUAUCAACAUCAUCUUUCCCACCGCUUCAAUUACAUAUCAACAUCUUCUUUCCCACCACAAUACCGCUAUUGAAAAGAUAACUCCGAGAGUAACAUAGAGAUUUUCUCUCGUUAAAAAUGGAAGUUAACCAACUCAUCAAAAUAUUGCUCAUCUUCUCUUAUAAAAAUACCAAUUUCUUGCUUUUACAAAAAGCCAAUUUUCUAUAUGAGUAAUAUAGGUGCGGUGAAUUAGCUAUCACCAAACCCAGUUUCUUGUCCAUACCCUUUUACAUAAUCUCCAAGGUGAUGGCCGCAAUCUCAGAGUCAACGGCCUUUAUGGUCUCCACCUUCUUCCGCCCCAACCAUCUUCACCUCCAAAUCCAGUCACCUCCCUCUUCAUCUGAUAUCUUCGCCCUCGCCGCAUUCAUCACAGCUGCGGCUUGCUCAUCUUUCACCUCCUUUGAUGUGUCUCUCACACUGUAUAAGGAGCAGUAAUUCGCCAGCAAUGGCGGCCCCGCUAGUUUUAACAAUUGGGUUUUUCAAUGUCAAAAACGAGAAAGAUAAUUUGGUAUCUUAAGAUUUAUCUGCCACUUUUGAGGUGAAAAAUGAAUAACUCCCACUUUGAUAGUAGGCCUCUGGCUCUAGGAUUAGAGGGAGAGAGAAAAGGGUGGGUGCAUUUGGGUUUUAAGACUUUCUUUAGGAUAGUAAAAUGUUAUUAAUCAACCCUGUUGACGGGUUCUUUGGUGCCGGAAGAUGCUCUUCAAAGUCAAAGGGAACACUGUUCUAAAAAUUAGGAAAUUCUUUUUUAUAAAAUAAAUAUUUUUCUUCUGUCUAAGGUGGACUGAUUAGGGUUUUUGGCCCCACCACAAAUUCCAACCGUCCAAAUCGCGGCCCGUUAUUUGCUCGUUUCGUGCACGGCUACGUUCUAGCUGGCGAAGCCUUCCUCUCCAUUACGUAUAUAAUCCCUGAUUGAGCGCCUUAAAACCCUAAAACCCUAAUUUUGUUCACUGUUAGCUUGAUUGCUUCAUCUCAAAACCUUAAAUUGUUUAUUUAUUUAUUCACUUUGCAGAAGUUGAAAUCCCAGCUCCUGUAAACCCUAAAUCCUUCGUUUCAUUUUCAGCGUUUACUCGGACCCCUAGGAUUUGAACUGACAGUUGGUUUUUGCUCGAAAUGUGAAAUAGUGAACCAAGGUUCUUCGUGUGCAGUUUAAUGGGGGAAAAGUUUGGAGCUUGCCAGCUAGGACCCGCAGGAGAUUUUCACACUGUAUUGAUACUAGAGUUGGUCCUGAAACUCAUCCAUAAAAGGAUAAAAGAAGAAAGUUAGUAAGAGAUUUUAUCGCGGAAGAUUUGAAGGACAAUGGCUGGAGUGAAAAAACCAUCUAGAAAUGGUCGACCUUCAAUUAAAUAUAGAUGGGAUCCACACAGCAUAACAUUGACUAAGAUUUCUGAUACUGGAAAUGAGGAUAAUUUCCAUCUUGUCUCAGGUUCGAAAUCAGAAACCAAUGAAUGCAUCUCUGAACCCGGUCAUCCUAGCAAAAUACUCAGUACCUCUGAGGUUGUGUCUGCAUUCCAGGUCAUUUGGGGCUUUCUAUCUGAGCCGUCCUCAAUAUCUCAGCCACGAUCUAAUGCAAGAGAUAGUGGCUGUGGAGAUAAGAGGAACCCUUACUCUAGUAUUGGGAUACAACUAAAACAUAAAGAGGAUAUAAGAGAUUUGAAGAAAACUUUGCCAUAUUCUUUUGGUGGAAUUGAGACCAAAGCAUCUUUAUCUGCUGAUAUCAAAGAUCCUCAUACCGAUUCAAAUUGUACAAGCUCAUCUCCACGUACUUUGACUUCAGAUUUUGAGCUUUUGAAAGUUUUAAAGAAUAAGUCCUUGUUUGCUUUAUGCACUGGAAAAAAGAGUGAGUCAUUUUUCUGGAGUUAUAAUGCAGGCAACAUGCCUCAUGGACCUGUAGAGAUAUCAACAAUGCUUGGUUUGAGGAGCAUUAGAUUUUCCUAUGUUUCAUCUUCCCCAAAUUCAUUUACACCUGAAAAUUAUUAUGUUCAUGUGAAACCUAUUACCAGUCUGAAUGAGUCUGACGUACAAAGUGCUUCUAUAAACUCCACUUCAGAAAAUUUUAAAGUUGGAGAUGCAAUUUCAAGUGAGAGUCUGGAAUCAAAAGAGAAGGUGCAGCAUUCUAUUGGAUCUCACAGUUCAUCCGACGCAUUUGGUAGAUCCUUGAAUAUGGUAGAGCCUAUCUCUGUCCCUGGGUCAUUGGAGAAAUAUAACUGCAAGAAAAAUACCAGUGUAUGUAAGAAUACAAAAAGACAAUUCAAAGGGGAGCUUGUCCUUGAGACUGUGCCACUACCGGUUCUUAGUAAUUCUAUAUUGGAGAGAGCUAACACAGCUCAUGUACAGCAAGUGCAUGCUAUUGCAGGAGCCUUGGCUGGAGUUUUUGUUAGCCUUUGGCUUCAUCCUGUUGAUACCCUUAAAACUGUUAUUCAGUCAGGCAGGGUGGAACAGAAGUCCAUUGGUCAUAUUCUUGGCUCAAUAGUAUCUGAAAGAGGAGUAACAGGACUGUACAGAGGCAUUGGCAGCAAUCUUGCAUCUUCUGCACCCAUAUCUGCAGUUUACACCUUCACUUAUGAAACCAUCAAGGAACAUCUAUUGCCUCUAUUGCCAAAGGGAUAUCAUUCUCUUGCACAUUGUGUUGCGGGCGGCUCUGCAAGUAUUGCAACCUCUUUUAUUUUUACUCCAAGUGAACGUAUUAAGCAACAGAUGCAAAUUGGUUCUCACUAUCAUACGUGCUGGAAGGCAUUCAUAGGAAUUCUUGAAAAAGGUGGUGUGUCUUCAUUAUAUGCAGGGUGGGGUGCAGUUCUAUGCAGGAAUAUCCCACAUUCUAUUAUCAAGUUCUACACUUACGAAAGUCUAAAGCAAUGGGCAUUGUCAAGGCAGGAAACUGGUGGGCAGCUCAAUACACUGCAAACGCUUGUUUUCGGAGGCCUUGCAGGAUCAACUGCUGCAUUGUUCACAACUCCUUUUGAUGUCAUCAAAACUAGAUUACAAACUCAGAUUCCUGGCUCAUUGGAUCAUUAUGGUGGUGUUUUUCAUGCUUUUCAACAAAUAGCAAAGAUUGAAGGCUUGAGAGGUCUCUACAGGGGAUUGACACCAAGAUUGGUUAUGUAUGUCUCUCAAGGAGCACUCUUCUUUGCAUCCUAUGAAUUUUUCAAAAGGUUAUUCUCUUUGGAAGUAAAGCUACUUGGUCCCCAUGCUUUGGACUCCAAUGAUGAAACAGAAGAUCAGUUUACAGAAAUUGGAUCUGCAUGAACAUAGCUCCUUCAUCUAAUCCAUGAAUCUGCCCUUGAUGGAGCAAAAAGGCAGAUUAGGAUUCGUGCAACCGACCCCAAAUAGUUGGGAAAAGGCUAUGAGGAUGAUGAUCUAAUCCAUGAUGGUCACCAUGCAACGUGGGUCACUGGAAAGUCAAUUCUGGUGAGAGUUUCAGUCAAAUGCGAUGGCAUUUUGAUGAAGAUGGUGCCAUGCCUCCCUGCAAGCCAGGAUACACAUGCCCAUGUUUCACAUGCUUGUGGUGUGGCUGCUAGAGAGGUUGUACUCAGCCUCAAUGCCUUUGUGCUAUGAUGGAGCUCGCCAAAGGUCAGCAUUAUGGGAUUGUAGUGGAGGCGGUUAUGUCGAUGCUGCAGAGGUGUGGUUCGAAGUGAAGGUGGCCUCUCUCUUGCAGUAUGUUUGGGACACCUUAUAAAGCUCUCUGAAUCCAUUUUCUGAGCAUGUUUUGGGGGUCCUGUGAGGUCCAAGCACAUUCUCUCUCUCUCUCUCUCUUGGCUGUGUGAAUUCAUUUUCUGCACGUUUUGGGGUCCGAUGAGGUCCACGCAUGUUCAGUCUCUCUCACCUGUUUAUUUGUAUGGCCAUAGCACCUCUCUCUCUUUAAGUCAGACCUUUUUUCCGUGAUGUUUGGGAGUUACCAUAAGAUCCCUGGCCAGUUCAUUGGGUGACGGCAUUACUUGUGACUUGCAGGUACUACAUUUGCCAUGAAACAAUACAAUGCAUCUCAGAUCCGCUGCUGCCUUGCUUCAA